Molecule: messenger RNA, 1387 nt
Organism: Aplosporella prunicola CBS 121167
Lineage: Eukaryota; Fungi; Ascomycota; Dothideomycetes; Botryosphaeriales; Aplosporellaceae
Exons: 2
Coding region: 48-980 (310 amino acids)
Biological process (GO): recombinational repair; interstrand cross-link repair
Cellular component (GO): mitochondrial nucleoid; mitochondrial chromosome
Molecular function (GO): single-stranded DNA binding
Source: RefSeq, a predicted model, not a curated record
CCAGAUCGCAUCCACAUCCACCUCUAACGCCAUCAAUCGAGACGGCCAUGAACUCUCUCACCAUACGGCACGCGAGCAGCGGGCUGCGGCGCUGCGUACGGAGCAGUCACACGCCUACCGCCGCCGCGUCAACCCUCGCCGCUUCCAAGCUCGCCGCCAGCCGCGCCAGCACGUCGCGUACCUACGCCUACGCCACCAGCACCACGCGCGCGGCGCCCGCUUCUUCUUCCUCCACGACGACGCCAGUGCGGCGGGCGGCGCCCGCGUCUGCCUCUUCCGCCUCAGCACCAUCGUCAGCAACAGCAGCCGCAGAGAGACAACCACCGCCGCCCACGGCGCGCAACACGGCCGCCAGUACAGGUGCAAGCAGCACGCGCGAGCAGCGCAGCCUCGAAGAAGGACUGAGCGACAACCCGCUGGAGAUCGAUGCCGGCGGCGAGCCGAGCACGCAGCCCGACUGGUCGCGCAGCUUCCACGGCAUGUCGAGCCAGGCGUUCAGCGCGGAGGCGGCGGCGGCGCUGCUCGAGCCCAUCCAGCCCGACGACAUCGAAGUCAAGCCCGACGGCAUCAUCUACCUGCCCGAGAUCAAGUACCGGCGCAUCCUGAACCGGGCGUUUGGGCCUGGCGGCUGGGGCCUUGCGCCUAGGAGCGAGACAAUUGUCACCGGCAAGGCUGUCACGCGCGAGUACGGCCUCGUGGCGGGCGGAAGGCUCGUCAGUAUCGCGCGCGGCGAGCAGCAGUAUUUCGAUGCCGAGGGCAUUCCCACCGCCACCGAGGGCUGCAAGUCGAACGCCCUGAUGCGCUGCUGCAAGGACCUGGGCGUCGCGAGCGAGCUUUGGGACCCCCGCUUCAUUCGCAAGUUCAUGAAGGAGUACAGCAAGAAGGUCUGGGUCGAGCACGUGGUGAACAAGAAGCGGAAGCAGAUCACGGUCAGGAAGGACGACGAGGUCGCGUAUCCGUGGAAGGAGGUGCGUUCCUGAGCGGACGAAGCGGGUGUGUGCAGGCGGGCAUGAGAGGGGAAAGCGCGGUCGGUGGUGGAGGCAGAAGCCGCAAGAAGGCGAACGAUAGAUCAAGCCGGCACAAACAACACAAGCAGCAGCCCUCUCCGCCGGCGCACCAUGCAGCAAACGCACACAGCAGCCACGGCACAAAGACCGCUUUAGCCGGCAUGGCGCAGCCCGUCGCGAUUCUCCCGGAAAAUUAUCCAUACCCACCCACCCAUAUCGACACGCACAGAACAGACAGACAGAGGCGGAAGGAGCGAGACAGAUGAAUCAAAACAGAUGAAGACAGAUGCGCCAGCUCGAUACAGUGGGGAAGGGGCGCGGAGGGAAUUACCUACCUGGAACUUGUAUGCAUAGAUUAAAUUACACACGCUACUUUCACC